Messenger RNA from Drosophila subobscura, 576 nucleotides. Its product is annotated as protein CutA homolog. The transcript has a single exon. Bases 37 to 561 code for a protein of 174 amino acids. Gene Ontology annotation, biological process: response to metal ion. The record is from RefSeq and is a predicted model, not a curated record. Gene Ontology annotation, molecular function: copper ion binding. Lineage: Eukaryota; Metazoa; Arthropoda; Insecta; Diptera; Drosophilidae.
UGAUUCCGGUUCGCUGCUGUGCAAAGUGCAUAAUUAAUGCAAUAUAGGGACAGUGUCAGGUUCUUGCCCUCCCGCUGGUUGUUUACGCGCAAUUUACUAAUUGUCGGUGUUGCUGCUUCUGUCACAAGCCGCACAGCCUUCGCCUCGACAACAACGGCCAAGCGGAUCUUGUGUUCUCCAACCAAAAUGACAGACCAGCAGACUUGCGAUUCAUCCUACAUUGCCGGCAGCAAUUCGGUGGCCUUUGUGACCACACCGGACAGGGAGUCGGCCAAGAAGUUGGCUCACGGCAUCAUUGACCGUAAAAUAGCCGCGUGUGUCAACAUUAUACCAAAAAUUGAGUCCAUCUACAUGUGGGAGGGCAAAGUCACCGAGGACGAUGAGUAUCUGAUGAUGAUCAAGACUCGCACGGAGCGCAUCGAUCAGCUGAGCAAGUUCGUCCGCGAGAAUCAUCCACACAGCGUUGCCGAGGUGAUCUCCAUGCCCAUUGAAAAUGGCAAUUUGCCAUAUUUGAACUGGAUUGCACAGACAGUGCCGGAGCUGAAGCAGAACAAAGACUAAACUAGACCCAAACAU